AUGUCGUCACAAGACGUCGCAAACCAUUAUAAUGCAAUCCCCAACAAAACUACGGAAGACAGACGCUCAUCAAAGAUCAUCCAUCUUCGAAAUUACAAUAAUUGGAUGAAAAGCAUGCUGAUUGGUAAGAUUUUUAGUCAUUAGUUUUUGUUUGAUGUUUAGGAAAUAAUAACUGGGCCAUGUUUUAGCCAGAUUCAUAAAAAGGCUCAACAAAAAAGGAAUAGAACGACCUUCGGUGCUCGAUUUAUGCUGCGGGAAAGGUGGAGAUUUAUCCAAAUGGAAAGUGUCGAAUAUCAAAGAGAUUGUUAUGACUGGUAAGUCGAGUUUUCUAUAAGAUAAAUUUACAAGUCUUCUGCUUUGUUUUGACACCAAUAUCUUGUUUGUAGAUGUAGCUGCAGUCUCCGUGGAACACGCCAAAGAUCGGUACAAAGAGACGAUCGACCGAAUGAGAAACGAACGCCGUGACCCUUUUAAUGCUCAAUUUGUUGUAGCAGAUGCUGGAAAAGAGUGUCUGGCAGACAAAUACGAGCCCAAGGAACGACUCUUCGAUCUGGCCAGCUGUAUGUUCGCCUUACAUUAUCAGUUCGCGGAUGAGAAAAGAGCCAGGAAAAUGAUUGAAAAUAUCACCGAAAGGCUCAGACCCGGAGGCUACUUUAUUGGAAUACUGACAGACCCUGAUCAGAUCAUGUGAGUGGAUAGUGUUUUGAGAAGUUUUAUUUCGUUUAGAGAGCUUUUUUUGAGCAGAUUUUGGCCUAAAGUAAUAUCUAAAAUAAUGUCGAAAGAUUGCAGAAACCUGGUCAGGAAUAAAGGAGCCGAUAACAAAUACAAGAAUGAAGUAUGUAGCGUGACUUUUGAGAAUUUCGAUGUCCACAAAGAAGAAUCGAAGAUCCCUUUGUUCGGCGCAAAGUUAUAUUUUGCCCUUGAUGAAGUCGUCAACUGCCCCGAAUAUUUCGCGAAAUUCGCAUUGUUAAAACAGUAAGUUGGCAGUUAAGAGUACUUGAUAUUGUUUGUGACAAUAUACAAUACUUUUUUUUUGUUCAGAAUAAUGUCGACCUUGUUUUAGGAUGAUGAAAGAAAACGGAAUGGAAUUGGUGUAUACAAAGCCAUUAAAUGAGGGAUAUAAAGACUUCAUCAAGAAGGGAGAACAUUUCCGCCUGUUCAAACGAAUGAAUGCCCUCGAGGCAUUCGGACGAAAAGAAAUGUCGGACAGUGAUGGACAUAGGAAGGAGUACAGCAAGGCCUACAGUUAUCUCAAUGAACAUCCAGAACAGGAAUUUGUGGUGAGUUGUUUCUUUUGAGACAUGUGGUUUUUUUGGGAAUAUUUAAAGAAAGUAGACCUUUUUUUUGAUUUUCUUGUUAUGGAUAAUAUAAUUUUUGGUCGAAAAUUAGAAGUAAAGGAGUGAUGGGGAAGUCUGGUGGUGUGCAAAGGAUAUAAUGUUUAUUUUAUGAUUAUUGGAAGGUUUUAACACAUAUUUUUCACUUUUUUUUGCCAAGGAUAAUAUAAUUUUUGGUCAAAAAUUAGAAGUAAAUGAGUGAUAGGGAGCUCUGAUGGUCAGCAAAGGAUAAUAAUGCUUAUUUUAUAGUCAUUAGAAGAGUUUGAACACAUAUUUUUUACCUUUUUUUGUCAUGGAUAACAUAAAAAUUUGGAAUUUUUUGUUUACAGGGAACCCUCAGUCGCUCCGAAUGGGAAGUGAUAUCAAUGUAUCGAGUCUUCGCGUUCAAGAAGACCGAUCCCAACGAGAAAAGAGAAACCCGAACCCCCGAACCGGAGAUCAGCGAAGACGAGGAACCUCCGGCAAGAGACCGAAAACGCCGAAAUCAAGACGAGGAUGACGAAUACUACAAGCAGAGAAGACAGAAAGCGCACUAA
Bursaphelenchus xylophilus (pine wood nematode) is the source of this 1870-nucleotide messenger RNA. The record is from the annotation of a GenBank genome assembly. Lineage: Eukaryota; Metazoa; Nematoda; Chromadorea; Rhabditida; Aphelenchoididae.